GUCACGAGGCUGACUCCCUUCCUGCUGCAUCACAGCAGCCUUUAGCAGCUCUGGUAGGACUUGUGACCGCGGGGGCCGGAAUAUACACCGCUCGUUCACAGAAAACAGCAACCUUUAGCAGGUUUAACAACAUAGUAACACGGAGGGCUCGGUGUCAGGAAGUGGUUGCAGUGCGAUAACCCCGCUCCAGUUGUUGGGAUAUGGCCAGGCCGGAACAGGUUCUGCUCUUGGAGCCUCAGCACGAACUGAAAUUCAGAGGUCCGUUUUCAGACGUGGUCACCACAAAUCUUAAGCUCUCCAACCCUACAGACAGGAAUGUAUGUUUUAAGGUCAAGACGACAGCGCCCCGCCGGUACUGUGUGCGGCCUAACAGCGGCAUUAUUGAUGCAGGCACCUCAAUCAAUGUCUCUGUCAUGUUGCAACCCUUUGAAUACGAUCCAAAUGAAAAAAGUAAGCACAAGUUUAUGGUCCAGUCCAUGCUAGCACCUCCUGACAUGACUGACAUGGAGGGAGUGUGGAAAGAAGCAAAGCCAGAGGAGUUGAUGGACUCUAAGCUGAGAUGUGUUUUUGAGAUGCCAAUGGAGAAUGAAAAAACUCAUGAUAUGGAGUCCAAUAAGAUGUCGUCGAGCUUGCUGAAGUCAGAGUCAUCUGCGCUGUCCGUGAAGUCGCUGAGCUCCACCCUGGACGAUGGAGAAGUAAAAAAGAUAAUGGAGGAGUGCAAGAGGCUGCAGAUGGAGGCUCAAAGGCUACGGGAAGAAAACAAACAGAUAAGAGAAGACGAUGGUGUCCGGAGGAGGAAGACCAACAUCAUGUCAUCCCAGCAUGCCUCAGGCUCCAUGAAGAGGGAGGAAGGUUUGAGUGCCCGCUCCAUGGCCCUCAUCCUCCUCUUCUUCAUCGUCGGCGUCAUCGUGGGGAAGUUGGUGUUGUAGAGCGCAGCACUUCGGUCGGCCGCAGCAUGCUUUCAUGGUGGAUGAAAAUACACGCAGGAUCUGGGAUUUUUGGAUCAGAAUGCCAUAUUUGCUGA
Messenger RNA from Poeciliopsis prolifica (blackstripe livebearer), 1024 nucleotides. RefSeq names its product vesicle-associated membrane protein-associated protein B/C-like. Gene Ontology annotation, biological process: endoplasmic reticulum membrane organization. Lineage: Eukaryota; Metazoa; Chordata; Actinopteri; Cyprinodontiformes; Poeciliidae. The transcript has 6 exons. Bases 201 to 929 code for a protein of 242 amino acids. Gene Ontology annotation, molecular function: FFAT motif binding. Gene Ontology annotation, cellular component: plasma membrane; endoplasmic reticulum membrane. The record is from RefSeq and is a predicted model, not a curated record.